AUGUAAGUUAAAAUAUUCAACAACAAAAAAAAAAAACAAAUAUCUUCAUUUAAAAAUGGCGUCAAAGCAAUCCGGCUCAAAACCACGAAAAUCAGUCUCCAAGUACACGAAUUUGCAACCGUCUUCCACUACUUCGUCUUCGAAACACGUUGUAGAAGCUUCGGUUGAUAAUUUGAGCUCGCCGUUGAGUUCGGAGAGAUCGAAGGAGAACGUUACCGUUACGGUUCGGUUUCGGCCGCUCAGUCCGAGGGAGAUACGGCAGGGAGAGGAGAUUGCGUGGUAUGCGGACGGAGAAACGAUUGUGCGGAAUGAGAAUACUCAGUCCAUAGCAUAUGCAUACGAUCGGGUGUUUGGGCCUACCACAACAACACGUCAUGUGUACGAUAUCGCCGCCCACCAUGUUGUCGGUGGUGCUAUGGAAGGUGUAAACGGGACUAUCUUUGCAUAUGGUGUUACAAGUAGUGGGAAGACACACACAAUGCAUGGCGAUCAGAGGUCCCCUGGAAUCAUCCCAUUGGCAGUAAAGGAUGCUUUCAGUAUAAUUCAAGAGACUCCAAGUCGUGAAUUUCUCCUUCGUGUCUCAUAUUUGGAAAUUUAUAAUGAGGUUGUUAAUGACCUGCUUAAUCCAGCUGGCCAAAAUUUAAGAAUCAGGGAGGAUAAUCAGGGAACCUUCGUUGAAGGUAUAAAGGAGGAAGUUGUGCUAUCUCCUGCCCAUGCACUUUCCCUUAUUGCAGCUGGAGAAGAACACAGACAUGUUGGUUCAACAAAUUUUAAUCUGCUCAGCAGCAGAAGUCACACAAUAUUUACAUUGACGAUAGAGAGUAGCCCUUGUGGUGUAAAUGGUGACAGCGGGGAUGUCAACUUGUCACAGCUGAACCUCAUAGAUCUGGCGGGUUCUGAGAGCUCUAAAGCCGAGACUACUGGUGUUCGGCGGAAAGAAGGAUCCUACAUAAAUAAAAGUCUGCUGACCCUUGGAACUGUUAUAUCAAAAUUGACAGACAUGAGAGCAGCUCAUAUACCAUACAGGGACUCGAAAUUGACUCGGCUCCUUCAAUCUUCACUAAGUGGUCAUGGACGAGUAUCUCUUAUUUGCACGGUUACUCCCUCAUCAAGCAAUUCAGAGGAGACACACAAUACAUUAAAAUUUGCCCACCGUGCCAAACACAUUGAAAUUCAAGCAGCACAAAAUAAGAUCAUUGAUGAGAAAUCCCUUAUCAAGAAAUACCAACAUGAAAUUCGAUUAUUAAAGGAGGAGCUAGAACAGUUGAAAAGUGGCAUCGUUGUAGUUCCUCAGUACAAGGAUACCGGGGGUGAUGACAUUUUUCUACUUAAACAAAAGUUAGAAGAUGGUCAAAUGAAGCUGCAAUCGAGAUUGGAGCAAGAAGAAGAAGCCAAAGCGGCUUUGUUAAGCCGAAUACAGAGGCUGACCAAAUUAAUCUUAGUUUCCACGAAGUCUUCUCCAUCAUCUAAACUUUCUCAUCGCUCUAAUUUAAGACGACGACAUUCCUUUGGUGAAGAAGAGCUUGCGUAUCUCCCACAUCGAAAGCGUGACUUAAUUUUGGAUGACGAAAACUCUGAGUUGUAUGUUUCUCUUGAUGGAAGUGUGGAAAAUAAUAGUGAUCUACUGAAAGAGGAGAAAAAGGCCAAGAAACCUGGGUUACUUAAUUGGUUGAAACCACGGAGACGAGACAGUAUCUCUGGGGCUUUGACCAGUCCUAGUGAUAAAUCAAGUGUUGCCAAAUCUAUCAGUACACCUUCAACGCCCCCAGCAGAUAAUCCUACUGAAUCACGGCAUUCACAGUCUCUACUAUCGGAGUGCAGAUCUGCUGAAUUCUCACCGGGGGCCAGACAACAUCAAGACAUCAAUGAAGGUACAUUUCUACAAGAGAGUCCUCUAGUAAGCACAAGGACAAUUGACCAAAUUGACCUCCUUAGAGAGCAGCAAAAGAUUUUGUCUGAAGAGAUGGCAAUUCAUACAAGUGCUCUAAAGAGAUUGUCACUUGAUGUUGGAGACCCACAGAGGGAAUCUAUGAAUGCGGAGAUCAUGCGGUUGAAUGAACUAAUCAAGUCAAAGAAUGAUCAAAUCAAAUUCAUUGAAGACAAAAUUGCUAAUUCUACCGUAUCAUCUUGUCACAAGAUGAAUGAAGUUGAACAGCGAUCUUUGACAGAGCUAGAAGCACAAUUAAACGAGAAGGCCUUUGAGCUUGAGGUUAAAGCUGGGGAUAAUAGAGUACUUCAAGAGCAGCUCAACCAAAAGAUCAAUGAAUGUGAAGGACUACAGGAAACAAUCAACUCCUUGAAAAAUCAACUUUCUGAUGCACAGAGUAAACUCGAUGCUGAAAGAGAUGCAAAGAUAAUGCUGCUUCGUCAAGCUCAGGCACUUGAAGUUGAAGAACUCAAACACAAAGUGACCGAGCUAACUGGAUCAAAAGAGCAGUUAGAAUCCCGAAAUAAAAAACUAGCUGAAGAGAGCUCUUAUGCCAAAGGCUUAGCGUCAGCCGCUGCAGUUGAGCUUAAGGCACUCUCAGAAGAAGUUGCAAAACUAAUGAACCACAAUGAGAGAAUCUCAGCUGAGUUGGCAUCACAAAAGAGCUCCCCACACCAACGUAGACCAUCGGGUGCCACUAAAAAUGGACGUAAAGACAAUGGCCAUUUCAGACAUAAAGAAGCCAGCCCUACACAAUCAGAAUUAAAGAGAGAACUCGCAUUGAGCAAAGAAAGAGAAAUGUCUUACGAAGCCAUGCUAUCUGAAAAAAAUCAAAGAGAAUCUGAUUUACAAGGUAUAGUAGAGCAAUCUAAAGAGAGAGAAGCGUAUCUUGAAAACGAGCUUGCAAAUAUGUGGGUUCUUGUAGCAAAGCUGAAGAAGUCACAAGGAGCCAAGACCGAGGUGUCAGAGUCAAGUAGGGAAAGUCAAGAUGUUGGUAGCUUCGAAAUGUGGAAUGGUAUCGGACAAACAAAGGACUUUGUAUAACUUGAGCAAAAUUUGCGUGAUUUGUAGGCCAUUCGAGGAAAUUUGUGUUAUGCAGGCAGUAGAAUAGAAUUAGAUGGUAGUGUUUGGGGUUAGGAAUUGGGAUACUGUGUGUUGUGUAAAAAAAUGUCGUCUUGAUUUUUUUUUGUAGGAGCUUAAAGUAUUGUACAAAUCAGGAUGUUUGCCAUCUACCUUUCCAUUUUUUGGGUUCA
Molecule: messenger RNA, 3180 nt
Organism: Erigeron canadensis
Lineage: Eukaryota; Viridiplantae; Streptophyta; Magnoliopsida; Asterales; Asteraceae
Product: kinesin-like protein KIN-7K, chloroplastic
Exons: 22
Coding region: 56-2971 (971 amino acids)
Biological process (GO): microtubule-based movement
Molecular function (GO): ATP binding; microtubule motor activity; microtubule binding
Source: RefSeq, a predicted model, not a curated record